Leucoraja erinaceus (little skate) is the source of this 2305-nucleotide messenger RNA. RefSeq names its product potassium voltage-gated channel subfamily A regulatory beta subunit 2a (gene kcnab2a). NCBI's taxonomy places the organism in Eukaryota, Metazoa, Chordata, Chondrichthyes, Rajiformes, Rajidae. The transcript has 18 exons. Gene Ontology annotation, biological process: regulation of potassium ion transmembrane transport; potassium ion transport; regulation of action potential. Gene Ontology annotation, molecular function: potassium channel regulator activity; transmembrane transporter binding; voltage-gated potassium channel activity. Gene Ontology annotation, cellular component: cytoplasm; juxtaparanode region of axon; extrinsic component of cytoplasmic side of plasma membrane. The record is from RefSeq and is a predicted model, not a curated record. The coding region runs from base 254 to 1402 and encodes 382 amino acids.
CGCGGGCAGCUGCAGCACGUUAGGUUGCGGUGCGGGCUGGGGGCAGCUGCAGCACGUUAGGUUGCGGUGCGGGCUGGAGCGCGCUGACACCGGCAGAGGCGGCAAAAACAAGAGGAGCGAGGUGAAUGUCCGCAGAUUCUACCCAGCCCGUUGCAAAUUCCAGCAAUUUUUAUAUCUGUUUGUCAGCAACACGGUUUUGCAAGUGACAGUGUGCGGAUAACCAUUCAUUCUUGUGGCUGAAGCAGCUGACCUGAUGUAUCCGGAAUCCACUACAGACUCACCAGCUCGACUUUCCCUAAGGCACACAGGUUCUCCGGGCAUGAUUUACAGUGCCCGAUAUGGGAGUCCAAAACGGCAGUUGCAGUUUUACAGAAACCUUGGAAAAUCAGGACUAAGGGUAUCCUGUCUUGGCCUAGGAACAUGGGUUACCUUUGGAGGACAGAUCACCGAUGAGAUGGCUGAACAGCUAAUGACACUGGCCUAUGAGAAUGGAAUAAACCUCUUUGACACAGCAGAGGUUUAUGCAGCUGGCAAGGCAGAAAUUGUAUUGGGGAACAUUAUCAAGAAGAAAGGAUGGAGACGUUCCAGCCUUGUCAUCACAACCAAAAUCUUCUGGGGUGGAAAAGCGGAGACUGAGAGAGGACUCUCCCGAAAGCACAUUAUAGAAGGACUGAAAGCUUCACUUGAGCGGUUACAGUUGGAGUAUGUGGAUGUGGUAUUUGCUAAUAGGCCAGACCCAAACACACCCAUGGAAGGGGAUCCAUUUAGUUCUUCAAAGUCAAGAACAUUCAUCAUUGAAGAAACAGUGAGAGCAAUGACGCAUGUGAUUAACCAAGGAAUGGCCAUGUACUGGGGGACAUCGCGUUGGAGUGCGAUGGAAAUCAUGGAGGCUUACUCAGUGGCUCGUCAAUUUAACCUCAUCCCCCCAAUAUGUGAACAAGCUGAAUAUCACCUCUUCCAAAGAGAGAAAGUCGAAGUGCAGCUUCCAGAGCUCUUCCAUAAGAUCGGUGUUGGUGCAAUGACUUGGUCUCCUUUGGCAUGUGGCAUUAUUUCUGGAAAGUAUGAUGCAGGUGUUCCUCCUUACUCUCGAGCUUCUUUAAAGGGUUACCAAUGGUUAAAGGAUAAGAUUCUGACCGAGGAAGGCAGGCGGCAGCAAGGGAAACUAAAAGAACUCCAGGGCAUUGCAGAGCGACUGAGUUGCACCCUUCCUCAGUUAGCAAUAGCCUGGUGUUUAAGAAAUGAAGGUGUUAGCUCUGUCCUGGUAGGAGCUUCUAACACUGAACAACUUUUGGAAAACAUUGGAGCAAUACAGGUUCUUCCAAAGUUAUCCUCAUCAAUUGUUCAUGAGAUCGAUAGUAUCCUGGGAAACAAGCCAUACAGCAAAAAGGAUUAUCGAUCCUAAUAAGGAAUUGCAAUUAUUCUGGACUGUUAUCAUUUCAAAAGCAAACUUCUUUGCCUGCUCAAGCUAUAACUGAAUCUAAUAUCAGUACGCUUCUGAUGAAGGAAUUAAACUUCAAGUUCCUGAUGCAACAGAAAAGGAUCAAAAAGGAAAAAAAAAAGAGCCACAAACCAGUGCUGGCAAGGCAUAGCUGGUUCCGUGGACUGCCUGUUACCUUUGCUAAUUUUUUUAUUUUAUUUUUUCCUGGAAUUCCAAAAUGUCACAGAUUUGAUUGGUUUGCCGUGAUGCCAUAACUUUUCUGCACUCAUUAUUUUAAAGAGCUACUGCUGGAUAUCGCAUUUGGUUGAUCAAGAAUAUAAUCUAUGGCACUCUGCUGGAAACUGCCUAGAGCAGGUUUGACUGUAAUCUAACUGCUUCAUAGGAUACCAAUUCAACAAGGAUUGCCCAACCCCCCAAAAUAAGUGCUGUGGGGUUCCAAAGCUGCACACUUCUGUGUAUGUUAUAUACAUCCAAUUGGCCCUAGGCUCAGAGACUUCUCGGAAGGCAUCUCUGAUGCCUACACCUAUUAACUGCUGGAGAUGUUCAUUUGAAGAAAUAGAAUAAACUUAUACUGUAACAUAAUCUUAUGGCACAAUGGAAUAUUGUGGCCAGGCAACCGGCUGUAUAUAUGCAACGAUAACAAUGUGAUCAUUAUUGCAAGAAUCAGAAUUUAGUUCUACCUGUCAAAAACGUGUAGGACUGUAGAUAUAAAAAAAUAAGCAGUGGCUCUUGACUGAACUAUGCAUGAAUCUAUUAUAAUCAGGAUCCGUGUGAAUGUAUAUGCUGCUGACUAUGUAAAUGCUAUCACUCCAUGGGCUGGUUUGACAAAAUCAUACAAUAAAGAUAUUGGAUAGAUUGGGAAUUGAA